AGUCUUGUUUUGUAACACACAACAAAAGGGUUUUAAAAAGUGUGGUUUUCAACGAUUUUACAGUGAUUAUAUCUUUGCAUGUGGAUUAUUAUGGCGAUACCCUUUUCGUUCUUAAUCAAACUUCUUUAAUAUAAAGCUAUAAAGAAAGCUAAUUAGAAAGCUAACCAGUGAAAUCAAACUCAUAAUUCAAAGCUCAAUUUCAGUUCCAAUUGUAAUCCAGCUUUAAACAACUGCGAUAGGUUAGUAUGGAGAAAAAAGAUUUAAAGACGAACACAGAAUUGGAUGCAGAACAGAGAAACACAUUAUUGGACAGCAAAUUAACUAAAACAGAAAGAGGACAUUGGGGCAGCCAUCUGGAGUUUAUUUUUUCUUUGAUCGGAUGUUGUGUUGGCCUGGGUAAUCUCUGGCGUUUUCCGUAUAUUUGUAAUCGAAAUGGUGGGGGUGCUUUUUUGAUUCCAUAUCUCACGUUUUUGUUCCUUUGUGGCGUACCGCUCUAUUUCCUUGAAGUAUGUAUGGGACAAUUUUCAGGCCAAGGCGUCAUCGAGUGUUGGGGAAUUUGUCCCCUAUUGAAAGGUGUUGGCUAUGGUAUGACGGUAGCAUGUACACUAAGUUGCACUUCAUAUAUUAUGAUAAUCAACUGGACCCUGUAUUAUACAUUUAAAUCAUUUUCAUCAACAUUGCCCUGGACAUUAUGUGGUGAGUGGUGGAAUACUGAAUAUUGUACAAGCCUUUCCUCGACUAAUAGUAACAAUACAUCAGUCAUGUUCAACCUGACAAUGGUGAACACCACAUAUAUUAACAAUGAAGCAGAGAAUAGUGAACACCAGAUUUGGUCAAAUCUUUCAAUGGCCCAUACAGCAGGAGAGGAGUUUUGGCAGUACAAUGCGCUUAGAAUUUCUCCCGGAAUUGAGCACAUUGGGAAAAUGGAAUGGCAUUUGGUUGUUUGUUUACUUGUAGCCUGGAUCAUCGUGUGCUUGUGUCUUAUUAAAGGUGUACAUUCCGUUGGCAAGGUUGUUUAUGUAACUGCCACAUUACCAUAUAUUUUACUGGUUGUCCUAUUUAUUCGUGGAGUAACUUUACCUGGUGCUGUAGAUGGUAUUAUAUUUUAUCUUAAACCAGAUUUUUAUAAGUUGAAAGAGCCCUCAGUAUGGAUCGAGGCAGCUCUACAAAUAUUUUAUUCUCUGGGACCAGGAUGGGGAGCUCUUAUCACUCUGUCUAGCUACAAUAAAUUCAAGAGCAAUGCUUACAGAGACUCCAUUAUGGUAUGUCUUAUUUGUUCAGGAACGAGUAUAUUUGGUGGGUUAGUCAUAUUUUCUAUAUUGGGAUUUAUGGCGAAGAAUUUUGGGAUCAGUGUUUCAGAAGUUGUUUCUUCUGGACCUGGACUUGUAUAUGUCGUUUAUCCCCAAGCCUUGUCAAUGUUGCCUGUGCCCCAACUUUGGUGUUUUUUGUUUUUUCUGAUGCUUUUAUCUGUGGGUCUCGAUAGUGAGUUUUGUUUUCUAGAAUUAGUAAUAUCCGUAAUCAUUGAUUCGUUCCCUGCACAGUUGUCUGCAAGACGUCCAUUAUGCACUGUAAUCUUGUGUUCUAUUCUGUUUUUGGUCGGACUUCCGUUUUGUACACAGGCUGGGAUGUACAUAUUCCAAAUAUUCGAUUGGUAUGUUGGAGCAUAUAGUAUGUUCUGUUUCGGUAUUAUAGAAUGUGUUGUAUUUGGUUGGAUUUAUGGUACUGAUAAGUUUGGUGAAGAUAUUGAGAUGAUGAUUGGACGCAAACCACCAGUAAUCUUUAAGAUACUCUGGAAAUUUAUUACACCUGGCAUAUUAGUUGCCGUUUUAAUUUCUUCAUGUGUAGCAUUUAAAACACCAACGUAUGGAAAAUAUCAAUAUCCAUCAUAUGCUUCGGCCAUUGGUUGGUGUUUCACUAUAGUUUGUUUUCUGCCAGUGCCUAUUUUCAUGAUCAAGGCCAUCUAUAAUGGAAAAGGUUCCAUAAAAGAGAGGUUGAGGCAAAGUAUUAAACCUACGCUAAAAUGGAGACCCCAACAACUUCCCGAAAAAUUCCCUUGUCGAUACCAUGAAGAGUCACGUGUUUGAAAGAUAACCCACCUUCGUAUUGUUUGGUUUGUGUUUCUAAGAAAGACAUUAUAGGAAAAUUGAUUAAUACCUUACAAUUGCUAUUAAAUCCAUUUAAAUUCAUUUGUUCACACAUACUCUGAAAAAAUUUGUGAUAAUGUUUACGCUUUAUAUUAAGAAAAAUUCGGCAAUCAGCUAUACAGUAUAAACGAAUAAUAAACUGGGAAGGAACUGAACAUUAUUUAGGAGUUAAAUAUUCAGAUAACUAUAGACUUUAGCAGUUGAUAUGGAAUCGUUAAAGAUUAUUAGUCAUAAUUUACAUUUUCAAUUUAUAUGGAAGGAUGUCCAAUUUUUUUGUGAUAUAGAUUCAAUGUCGAACUUGCUUGAUAUUAAAUCCAAAACUAUUCAUAUCACAUUUUGUAACUUAACAUCGCCGUUAGAUUACUAAGAAUUUAUCUUUCCGUUAAUUAUCCAUUUUAACAUAUUAUAAUGAUGAUAAAGUUGUGAAUUGUUUGUAUUUCAUUCUUUCAAUAUUUCAUUUGUUGAUUCAUUCAAUUAAACAUUUCUAUUAUU
This is a messenger RNA of Patella vulgata (common limpet), 2636 nucleotides long. Its product is annotated as sodium- and chloride-dependent betaine transporter. Bases 246 to 2084 code for a protein of 612 amino acids. Gene Ontology annotation, biological process: sodium ion transmembrane transport. The record is from RefSeq and is a predicted model, not a curated record. The transcript has 13 exons. Lineage: Eukaryota; Metazoa; Mollusca; Gastropoda; Patellidae. Gene Ontology annotation, cellular component: membrane.